GUUGUGUGAGCUGAGGGGGGGCGGCGGCCGGCUGAUUGAAUCCAGCUGUCGGCGGAAGGGGGUCAGUUCAUUUGCAUUGUUAAGUAAUCCAGAGGAGCGCUGGAGUGGAGCAGAGGCAAGACGCUUCGGGAGGACGGAGCGACAGGAAUCAGGACUUUCUCCUUCAAGUUUUCUUCUUCUGCAAAGAUGUUGGCGUCUCUUCUGUUCAUCCUGCUGUGUCUUCACCCUUCACAUGGACAGACCUGCACCGAGGGGUUUGCAUUUGACCGUCGAGCCAGGCAGUGCAUAGAUGUGGACGAGUGCAGAACCCUGCCAGAUGCCUGCAGAGGAGACAUGCGCUGUGUCAACCAGAACGGCGGCUACCUGUGCAUCCCCAGGACCUUGUACAACCAGCCCUACAGGCCCGAGCCUCCUGUGCUGCCUGACCCCGUUUACCGGGAUUCGUCCCUCGGAUUCCCGGACACUUUUCUCCCCGCACCCCCGAGAUCAGUGGAGCCCAGCUACCCGAGAGUGAGGAGCACGGCGCCCUGCGUCUUGGGAUACACGCUGGGAGAGGACGGCACUUGUCAGGACAUUGAUGAAUGUGAGACAAACUCUCAUCACUGUAACCCCACGCAGGUCUGCAUCAACACGGCGGGGGGAUACACCUGCUCCUGCACGGAAGGCUACUGGCUGAUAGGUGGACAGUGUCAGGAUAUCGAUGAGUGUCGCUAUGGUUACUGCCAGCAACUGUGUGCCAACGUCCCGGGGUCGUACUCCUGCUCCUGUAACCCGGGAUUUAACCUGAACCCGGACGGCAGGACCUGUGAAGACGUGGACGAGUGUGAGGAUGAGCCCUGCAGCCACGGCUGCUUCAACACCUACGGCUCCUUCAUGUGCAACUGCGACGAGGGCUUCGAGCUGGCCUCCGACGGCACCAACUGCAUCGACCUGGACGAGUGCAGCUUCUCCGAGUUCCUGUGCCAGCACAGAUGUGUCAACACGCCUGGAUCCUUCUCCUGCAUCUGCCCACCUGGAUAUUAUGUUUUUGAAGAUGGCAGGAGCUGUGAAGAUGACAAUGAAUGUGAGACUGGUAACAACACGUGUACAACAGCACAAGUAUGUUUCAAUUUCCAGGGAGGCUAUACCUGCCUGGACCCGUUACGCUGUCACUCUCCUUACAUCGAAGUCAGUGACAAUCAGUGCAUGUGCUCGGCUGAAAACCCUGCCUGCAGGGACAAACCCUUCACUAUUCUGUACCGACACAUGGACCUGUCCUCGGGUCGCACGGUGCCUGCUGACAUCUUCCAGAUGCAGGCCACCACUCGAUACCCGGGGGCCUUCUACAUCUUCCAGAUCAAGUCGGGCAACGAAGGACGAGAGUUUUACAUGAGACAAACCAGCAACGUCAGCGCCACCCUGGUCCUGUCCAGGCCCAUCAAGGGUCCCAGAGAGGUGGUCCUGGACCUGGAGAUGGUCACGGUCAACAAUGUCAUCAACUUCCGCGGCAGCUCCAUCAUCCGCCUGACGAUAUUCGUCUCCGAGCACCCUUUUUAAAACGGCUGACGUCAGCGUUGUCUUGGGGCUCAGCAUCACCUCUUAAAAUAAACGCCUGAAUCAUCUUUUCGGAUCAACUGACGGGAAUCCUCCUCCUCCUCAUCAUCACCACCCUGAGCUCGGUUCCUGCUCCUCCAUUAACACACUUGACACUUGAGCUCCUGCGAGUGGACUCCUUCCACUCCUUCGGAUAUUUAUGGUGUACAGUUUCUGAUGCAUCCUUGUGAUGAUAAAUCCUCUUUGUUGUCUGUGAAUCUUCAGAGAAGCUGUGACUCUUGUGUUCCAUCAUUCCUGCCAUCUGUUGUUCUGUAUCACAAGUCAUCGAUUAUUGAUCCACACUUUAAGAACAAUAAAUACCA
This is a messenger RNA of Synchiropus splendidus (mandarinfish), 1895 nucleotides long. RefSeq names its product fibulin 5 (gene fbln5). Gene Ontology annotation, molecular function: calcium ion binding. The transcript is spliced from 11 exons. The record is from RefSeq and is a predicted model, not a curated record. Bases 187 to 1536 code for a protein of 449 amino acids. NCBI's taxonomy places the organism in Eukaryota, Metazoa, Chordata, Actinopteri, Syngnathiformes, Callionymidae.